AUAUGAAAAGAUAGUGAGGAAAUGAAGAGCAUGUCCUAUAUAUAUAAAAUGUGAAGUAAGCAAUAGCAAUGGACGUGGCAACCACUUUUAAACUUGAGGUGGAGAAAAUGGUUGUUAAGUCACAAACAGAGGGAGCUUAACGUUGAACUUCCCGUGGGCUGAAAAUAAAGAGCUAAGAGGGGUGUUGGUUGGAGUGAUUCAUGAUGAUUGGAGCUUGGAAACAAAUGAAAGAGUGGUUCAACCUAAGAGAGGUUUUCUACCUCCUCACCGUCGUCAUCCUCAGCCUCCUUCUACCUCUGUCUUUUCUUCUCUUGGCCACUCUCUCCGGUGCCCAAUAUUACCUUCAGACCCUAACUUUGUUCCAGUAUUCAACACAAGACUUUCCCUAUCUUUUCCACCUUGCCCUCCACAUCAACCCAUGUCUUCUCUACGUUUUGGUUUCCAUUGUCAGCGUAGGGACCCUCAUCCAGGGGCUCAUGGGUAAAAACAAAAUCUUUAGUCAGACACCCUCCAACUCCUCUUCUCUCUCCCUAGCUUGGAUUCUCCUAUGCGCGUUCCAAGUCUGCGUCGGUUUGGGCAUCGAGGGGAGCAUUGCAGCUGGCCUUUACGAGUACGAUGAUGACGUGUCCGGUUUCGGAACGGAGAGAAGCCUGUUGAGCAGGAUGAUUUUUCUGCUGGGCCUGCACGAGACCACCUAUGUAUGGUGUCGGAUGGUGGUGAGGCCCGUCGUGGAUGACACUGUAUUCGCCGGGGCCCGGAAAGAGAGGUGGGUGGAGAGGGUGGGCCUGGCUGCGGGAUUGGGCAUCUUGUGGUGGUGGAGGUUGAGGGAGGAGGUGGAGACUCUGGUGGUUGUGGCCCAAGUGAAGAAUGAGCAAUUGAUGGAUGUGGGAAUUUGUGACUUUGUUGGAUGGUGGUUGUAUUAUCUCGUUGUGACCAUUGGGAUGGUGAGGAUUGUGAAAGGUAUGAUGUGGAUGUUCAUGGUUUCUCUCUGUAGAAGAAGGCCAACAACAAUAGAGGUGGAAUCGAAUCAGAACGACGACAAGGUGUAGAUAGAGUUGACCGAUUUUCUCUAUUCUCCUUUUGCUUUUGUUUUUUUUUUUGUUUACUUUCAAAUUCACCAUCUCUUACCUCAAAUUUUUUCCUCUUCUCUCUGGUCAGAGACAUUACAAUAUUGUAUGCUUUUGCAAAAUUGUAACAAACGCGCCACUAAUAUUGUAUUGGAAACGUGUUAUUGCUCAACAUGUCGAUGAUUAGUUCUUUAACAUGGCUUAUUAUUUGAUGUGGCUAUUUAUUGGCAUGA
Molecule: messenger RNA, 1300 nt
Organism: Vigna umbellata (rice bean)
Lineage: Eukaryota; Viridiplantae; Streptophyta; Magnoliopsida; Fabales; Fabaceae
Source: RefSeq, a predicted model, not a curated record